Molecule: messenger RNA, 545 nt
Organism: Myxocyprinus asiaticus (Chinese sucker)
Lineage: Eukaryota; Metazoa; Chordata; Actinopteri; Cypriniformes; Catostomidae
Product: cytochrome c oxidase copper chaperone-like
Exons: 5
Coding region: 16-336 (106 amino acids)
Biological process (GO): mitochondrial respiratory chain complex IV assembly
Cellular component (GO): mitochondrial intermembrane space
Molecular function (GO): copper chaperone activity; copper ion binding
Source: RefSeq, a predicted model, not a curated record
CAUAACUAACCUUGGAUGUCAUCUUCACACUCAGGGUCAUUGUGUGAUUUGACAGCUGCAACAGCAGCACGCAGGUUAUGUAAGGAAGGGCACACGCGAGUACAUUACACAAAGCAGCACUUGGAAGUGGAAAUGUCGAGCCUGUCGGCAGCCAGUGUUGAGUCUUCACCAGCUAUUGAGGGAACAGAGCAGAAGAAACCUCUGAAACCUUGCUGUGCGUGUCCUGAGACAAAGAAAGCAAGAGAUGCCUGCAUCAUUGAAAAGGGAGAAGAAAGCUGCACAGACCUCAUCGAAGCUCACAAGGUGUGCAUGAGGUCACUUGGUUUUAAGAUCUAACACCAUCAUGAUGUAAUUGCGUGGAUGUUUGUAACUGGCUGUGUGAAAUGGACCUGGUGUAUGCUUCAUUUUUAUUUAUACUUAAACACUGGAGGGAAGAUUAUGCAGUACUGAAAUUGUUUCUGAGGGAAAUAUUGUCUUAUUUUCUGUCUUUUUCAUAUGUGCAUAUUGUUACUUAAGCUUAAGAUGAAUAAAGAUCCUAUGCAAGA